UGUAUUUCAACACAUGUUGUGUAAUUGUUUAAUUGAUGAGUGCUUUCGCUCUGCCUUCUCUUAACAUAGUGUUUAGUGUCAGGAGUUCCUCACUGUGUCCCCACCGCCAGGCCUAGUGCCCGGCACACAGCAGGUGCUCAAAAUGUGUUGGGCGAAAAAUAAAUGGACGAGUUCCGCUUCCCUGCAUUGGGCCAUCCAUCCGUGUGACACCUGUGAGUGCCUCCACCCCCAGACUGGGGUGUGUCCCUCCAGGGUCGGACUUUAGCACCUCAUCCAGGCUGGCAGGAGGCUGUGCUCUUUGGUUUGCCUAUCUCGGACUUCCCGCCCAGCUGCGCAGACGGCAGAACCCACAGCGGGGGCGUGUCGCGGUCUUACGCAGAACCUCCCUGUCUCGGCACGUCAGUUCUGUACUCUACCCCAGGAGGAAUCGAGCUUAGACCCAGAAGUUUCCUCGCACCUCCGGACGUGGGAAUUACACGCUUGGACGUCAAACCCAAGCGGGUGUCCUCAUGACUUCCCCUGCAGACCAUGUCUAUGAUCCUUUUUGCCUGUGUGGUGAGGGUGAGGGAUGGACUGCCCCUCUCGGCUUCCACUGACUUUUACCACACCCAGGAUUUUCUGGAAUGCAGGAGACGGCUCAAGACUUUAGCCUUGCGACUGACCCAGUACCCAGGUCGAGGUUCUGCAGAAGGACGUGACUUCAGUAUACAUUUCUCUUCGCUGGGGGAUGUGGCUUGCAUGGCUAUCUGCUCCCGCCAGUGUCCAGCGGCCAUGGCCUUCUGCUUCCUGGAGACCGUGUGGUGGGAAUUCACAGCUUCCUAUGACACCACCUGUAUUGGCCUAGCCUCCAGGCCAUACGCCUUUCUUGAAUUUGAUAGCAUCAUUCAGAAAGUGAAGUGGCAUUUUAACUGUGUAAGUUCCGCUCAGAUGGAGAGCAGCUUAGAAAAAAUUCAGGAGGAGCUUGACUUCCAACCUCCAGUGGUUCUCACUGUGGAGGACACAGAUAUAGCGAAUGGGAUAAUGAACGGUCACACACAGAUACACUUGGAGCCUGCCCCUAAUUUCCGAAUGGAGCCAGUGACAGCCCUGGGUGUCCUUUCGCUCAUUCUCAACAUCAUGUGUGCUGCUCUGAACCUCAUCCGUGGGAUUCACCUCGCAGAACAUUCUCUACAGGUUGCCCACGAGGAAAUCGGAACUAUUCUGGCUUUUCUUAUUCCUUUUGUAGCCUGUAUUUUCCAGUGUUACUUGUACCUGUUCUACAGUCCAGCCAGGACUGUGAAGGUGGUGCUGAUGCUGCUCUUUAUCUGCCUGGGCAACAUGUACCUGCAUGGGCUAAGGAACCUCUGGCAAAUCCUUUUCCACAUAGGAGUGGCUUCUCUGUCUUCAUAUCAGAUACUGACCAGGCAGCUUCAGGAGAAGCAGUCUGACUAUGGAGUAUGAAGAUGACAUCAUGUGAUGAAUGGAUCCUUUCGUUUUCUUCAGGCGAAUCUUCAGGCUCUCUGGGAGAUAAUUUUGAAGAGAUGGUAAAAUAGAAUGGAAAGCCAAGGAGGGAAGAGAAGUCUUUGUACAUUAGAAGCACCAAAAAAAAGAAAAAAAGAAAAGAAAAGAAAAAGGCUUUAAAAGUUGGUAAGCACAGCCUAUAAGUGAGUUAUUAAUAUUUUUUGAGCUCAUGUGUUAUUGCCGUGUAGGCCUAUACCCCAGAUGCUCUCGGGGGCAGAAUCUGUGAUCCAUAUUCGGCAGGCAGUAGAGAACUAUCCUGAAGAGUGGGCCCUCCUGGUGAAUACUUUCCGCACUGGUGGAGAUGUUGUCUACACUUGGUUGAAUGUGGUUUUCAUCAGUUAACAUCUACAUGGGGUUUCAGAUUCGUUUUUGCAAAUGAGAGGGAAAGGAUGCACUGGACAAAUAGUACAAAAUAAUAACCACAUAAACAUUGUUCACCUGGAACCCAGCUAAAAGAAGCCUCAUUCACUGGAGGAAGAGACAAAUGACAGAGAAGUAGUUCUGGGGAUUUUGUCCAAGGGAAAUCCCAGCUCAGGGUUGACCUGGUUCAGGCUUGGAGUUUUGUGGCCCCUUGUGUCAUCCUUGAUGCCAGAAAGGUGGCUGCACGUCGCAGGAGUUAUCCUCACCACCCCACGGACUCAUUGCUGUUCUCGCACUUUAUUUUCCCAAUGGUUCAAUGCUACCUGCCCAACCAACCUCGCAGGGGUGGAUCUGGGAAUAGUUGAAAUAAUGUUGAAAACAAACCUUAAAAGUGCCUUCUGGGAUCAGAUACUGCAAGAUCUUUGAACGUCGGAGUGCAUUAUUCCCAUCUCCUGUAUCGGGCUUGGGAUGUGGCUCAGUGCUCCUGGCCAGGGUCUCCCAACCAUGGGGCCAAGGCCCACAGGGUUUUCCCUUCCUCAAGUAUGCAGGUGAGAGAAACACGUAGACUCUGGUUUCAUUUCCCUAGGGUAGCCUUACUGUGAUAGGGAUCAUUCCUGAGUUUCUUUUUCCUGGGAGGAGACAAUCAGGGGUGUAUUUGGGGGUGGCAUUACCUCUCAGUACUAGAGGCCCCUCUGCUGGUGGUGGGAGGAAUGUGACCGGAGGCUCCCGGUUUUGCUUCUCAGGCUUGCACCCCUGUGGUCUGUGUUACAGGCAUUUGUGAAGCAACCUUUUAAAAUUCCUUAAGGAGUUGGAAAAAGGGUGUUAGGAGGAGUGCUGAAAUUAAACCAAUCUCAUUUCUGUCACCUCACCUUGAGCUCCCUGUUAUUUUCCUAGGUGCCCCUAUUCUCCAGGACUCUUCUGCCUCUUUCCGUGUCUGUCCCACACAUUGCAGCCCUGGAAACAGAGGCUGAAACUGGAAUCUUUGGAGGGGUGGGGAAAGCCGUCUUUCACUGUAGUUGAUAAGGUGGGUACAGGAGCUCAGGGGCGGAGCAGAGUGCACUGAGGCCCGGCCCUCUUCCUCCGUGCCCCCGGGAGCUGCAGCACACAGUUGGGAGUCGGGGCUCAAAGGGCAACAGCACUUUGGCGGUCAGCACUGCCAGGGUCGGCAAAGACGACCGCCAGGAGGGCCGGCUGUUUGGGGUGCAGCAAGCAGGAGACAGGUGAGGAGCAGAGCUGGGGGCCCUCAAGCAGCCGCCCUCAAGCAGUUGGCGUGUUGGGGGCACGUGCUGCACCUUCAUCCAGGGCUGCUGUUUGCUUUUCCUUGAAGGAAUCGGCCACUCACUGUAACAUGCAGGGCAGGUGGCCCUCAGGAGACUGCUGUUGUGCGUGCACGGGGCAGCGCAAGUGGGGCCCGGCAGGCACGGGAGUGUUUACAGGGACCAGAUGUGCACCCCGCUCUGGUGUUGCUCACGCUUCAAACGUUCCUCCACAGAAUCCUGCCCGGGCACAGGGAAGCUCCACUGUGCUCUGUGAGUGUGAACAAUGGUAGAGGAAGAGAGACUUGACUCUCCUGCUCAGGCCUCCACCACUGUGGGCAGGUUCUGCCCGCAGGGACAGGGUCCUCAGCUGGGAAGCGGUGGUAACCACCUACUCCCCCGGCAUGCUGUCAUGAGGAGAAAAGCCUAGUGGAGGAGAAUACUGGGUGAAUCCCCUGUUCACGUGCAGGAGGAAAAAGGCUUUCACCCGGCGAGAGGAAGUUCACGCUUUACGCAGCACAGUGCAGCCGUGUCUUCCAGGUUUUACGAAGACAGGCCUUUUAUGAUCCUGCUAGGUAAAUGGGCUCAGUCUUCCAGUCGAGAAAGGUGGUGACCUCUCUUUCUCCCCCCUGAACGUGCCUCUUGCCCUCCAGUCACAGAGCUCUUGCUACCAUUGGCAUUGGGCCCUCCGGCAUCCAGGGAGGCCGGUUCUGCUGGUCGAACCAAACCUCAAGUCCAUCCCUGAGCCAAAUGGGGAGAGCUCUGAGUCUCCCGUCUGGGAGCAGUGAUGUCAGACCCUGGUUGCUGGGGAAACGUCUUGGCAGGGAACCUGUGGAAAAGGGCUUGUCAGUAAGACCUGGGAAUGGCCGGAUAUGGAAACAUCUGUCCGUGUGUGCUGAUGGCAGAGCUGCGGCUCACAAGCGCCUUUUAUUUCGGGUCAAAUUAUCAAAUCCAUUCUGUUCUUCUAACCUGUGCUUGGUACGUGUGACCUUCUUUAACCCUUCUGUGAUUCUGGGGUUACUUCAGAAGUAUAUUUAAUGAAUUACUUGUACGACUUGACCCCCCCUCCCCCGAAUUCUGUUCCAUUUAAUAGACUUUUCUACUAAGAGCGUAAAAGAUUGAGACUGAUUUAGCCAGGGCAAAACCAUUUCCUUCGCAUAUGUGUUUUGAAUGCUUGCUGUCCGUGUUGUACAAGCUUCUUACUGUUUUCAUGUAAUAACAAAGAUCUAUUUUGAAUACAUGAUGGGUAUGUUUUAACAAACUCUCACACAGUAGUAAAGCCUAAACUCGUGUUAAUAUAUGUAAAGAAUAUUGUAUAGCCAUUUAUAUACUAUGUAUAUAUAAAUUAAAUAACAUGGCUUCAGAAGUGAGAGGAGAAUAAAUCUAAGGUGCUUAUUA
Molecule: messenger RNA, 4514 nt
Organism: Lynx canadensis (Canada lynx)
Lineage: Eukaryota; Metazoa; Chordata; Mammalia; Carnivora; Felidae
Gene: SEC22C
Product: SEC22 homolog C, vesicle trafficking protein
Exons: 8
Coding region: 529-1440 (303 amino acids)
Biological process (GO): endoplasmic reticulum to Golgi vesicle-mediated transport
Source: RefSeq, a predicted model, not a curated record